AUGAAUGUUAUGGAUUGCUUAAGUGCUUCGCACCAGGCAACUAAUAAAGCUCAGCAUUAUCUUUUAUUAUUUAAAAUUGUGACAGCUUGGAUUGCCGCCAUAGUUCCAAUCGCAUUUUGGAGAUUCAAGGGAUUAGGAUGGUUAGGACAUAAACAUACUCAAAUAUAUUUUGCUAUUCAUAUGCUCUGGUCCAUAGAGUUACCUCUUACAUACUCAUUCGUCUAUCUGUAUGACUAUUUACGAAUUAGCAUAAAGAAAGACGAUCCAUGUGAUUAUCUCAUAUCAACAUCAUUCUCAAUGAAUACACGUAUACUACCUGUUGUUGGAUUGGUGGGCGAAAUCAUAACAAUGUUUGUCAUUUGUAUUGAAAGAGCUUUAUCUACUAUACGACCUGUUCAUUAUGAAAGGUUUCGCAAUAAUAAUGCAGCUUUUCUCGUCUGCUUCAUAUCUGUAAUAGCAUCAUUUGGUUUAACAUAUGGCAUUCUAUUUUUCAACAUCAAGUGGGAUGCGUACCUUACGACUUAUACUUUAAAAACUCCUGAGAAUGCUAAUAGGUUUCAGUUAAUGACGAUUGCUGAGGUAAUCAUCGAAGUCUCAGCUGUUGUGAUAUUCAUGGUAUCGUUGAUACGUAACAAUCAGCAGCAUAAACUCUUUAUGAAAACGCAUGCGAUAGUACUAGCGAACAAGUAUCAAAUUAAAGAGAAUAGAAAAGUACUCAAGAAUCUCCUGCCUUUAUGCAUACUACAUGGAUUUCUACUAACUGUAAACUCAUUUGGACUAUCCAUCUAUCCACUGAUUUUUCCAAAAUUUGAUCCGAUUGAUCAUGCUUUCUACCUUGAAUGUAUAGGCCAAGUUCAUCUAUAUUCUAUAAUUGGACCAAUUAUCCUCACUUAUGGCGUUCUGAGAAAGAAACGUAAUGUUGUCAAUAAAAUACAGCAUCAUGAUGAAUAUUUUGUAAAUCUGAAAAAUCACUUCGAGAAGGGCCGUGAUACAACGAUCUUUUGCGAAUGA
This is a messenger RNA of Auanema sp. JU1783, 1011 nucleotides long. The record is from the annotation of a GenBank genome assembly. Lineage: Eukaryota; Metazoa; Nematoda; Chromadorea; Rhabditida; Rhabditidae.